AAUAAAAAAGGCAGUUGUUGGGAAGUCAUUACAGGCCUACACUGUAUGCGCCGUUCCACAAGGGUGGCUGUAGCCUAGGGGGUCGGAAACCUUUUUCAUCUUGUGUGCCAAUUUAUCUUUAUCCUUCAAUUUAUAAAGUUCUGCAUGCCAGUUAUGAUUUUCAUAUACGCAUUGUAGGCUACCUAACCAUGCCCUAAAAUCUGCCCAAAAACUGAAGAAUUAUGUAGCUGUCUACUAGACAGAGGCGCUGCCCAUUUCAGCACCACACCACUGAGCUCCACUAUGCCUACUUGUACAGAGGAGCUGUCCAUUCAGCGGUGCUGAAUCACGGACACAGCCUUCCCUUUAAAAAGGCAUGUGUAUAUUUUGUGAUUUGUCAUUCUUUGAGCUUUUGUCUUCAUGUGUCCUUCUCGAUUGUAGGCCUAAGUAAGUCUUUUGAUGUGUGCCUUUUAUUUCAGUGCAUGUGUUAAUGCAUGUUUAUGUAUUAUUUCUUACAUUGUUACACCAGGAUUUUUUUUGUACAAGCAUUUCACUACACUCUCAUUAACAUCUGCUAUCCAAGUGUAUGCGACCAAUAACAUUUGAUUUGAUGUGUAGGAUUUAUCGAGCAUAGUUUGCAUUCAUCGUCAGCUGUUUAAUGCACCGGUUACUUUCACAUUGAUUUGAAGUCGGCCUUGUUCAGGUACUGUAUGCAUGUUGUUUAUUGGUGCUUUCAUAAAUGAUGUAUUUUUAUUGCAGCUUAAGCAUGUAAAUGUGGGUGAAGUCAUACUCAAUAGCUGACAGAAUGGUUAAUGCAGACUUGUACUUUAAGAAGUAUUUCUCACUCUGAUUUAGCGAAGACAAGCUACAGAACCAUGGAUCAACUUGGAAAAUAAAAUAUGUAUUUUUUUACUCCUCAGGAGUUUUGGUGUGGAAGAAAAAGACUGGAUAUCCCCAAGACACCUGGAUCGACUUUUUGAGAGAGUUUUGUGGUGGAAUUUGUAAGAUUACGGUUCCACUAAUGGAAUCACCAGACAUUUGUUUAAAUGGAACUAGGGACCUUCACCCACACGUGUGUGUGUGUGAGAGAGAGAGCACAGCGUUAAUCCCACCACCCAGAACAUUUCCAGCUGGCGAAGGAGGCGACAGAGCCGGCAGAGGAGGAGACGGAAGAGGAGCAGGCGGUGGUAAAGGAGGAGCCGGCGGUGGCAAAGGAGGAGCCAGCGACGGCAAAGGAGCCGGAGGAGGAGCAGGCGAUUGCAAAGGAGGAGCCGGUAAAGAAGGAGCCGGCGACGGAAAAGGAGGAACCGGAGGAAGAGCCGGCGACGGCAAAGGAGGAGCCGGCGGCAGCAACGGCAAAGGAGGCGACGGAGCCGGCGAUGACAAAGGAGGUGACGGCGGAGGAGGAGCCGGCGACGGCAAAGGAGGAGCUGGCGGAGGAGGAGCCGGAAAAGAAGCCGGUGGUGACAACGGCAAAGGAACAGCCGGCGGAGUCGACGUCAAAGGAGGCGACAGCAAAGGAGGAGCCAGUAAAGGAGGUGGCGACGACGGCAACGGACCAGCCGGCGGCAAAGGAGGAGCCGGCGGUGGCAAAGGAGGAGCCGGAAAAGGAACCGGCGGCGGCAAAGGAGGCGAUGGAGCCGGCGACAGCAAAGGAGGAGCCGAUGACAGCAAAGGAGGAGCCGGUGGCGACGAAGGCAAAGGAACAGCCGGCGGAGGCAACGGCAAAGGAGGCGACUGCAAAGGAGGAGCCGGAGGAGGAGCCGGAGGAGGAGCCGGAGGAGGAGCUGGAGGAGGAGCCGGAGGAGGAGCCGGCUCCGGCAAUGGAGGAGCCGGAAAAGAAGCCGGUGGUGACAACGGCAAAGGAACAGCCGGCGGAGUCGACGGCAAAGGAGGCGACAGCAAAGGAGGAACCAGCAAAGGAGGAGCCGGCGGCGGCAAAGGAGGACCCGGAAAAGGAGCCGGCGACAGCAAAGGAGGAGAUGGAGGAGGAGACGGCGACGGCAAAGGAGGAGCCGGUAAAGGAGGAGCCGGUGGCGGAAAAGGAGGAGCCGGCGAUGGUAAAGGUGGAGCCGGUGACGGGAAAGGAGGAGCCGGAGAUGGCAAAGGAGGAGCCGGCGACAAAAAAGGUGGCGAUGGAAAAGGAUGUGACGGGAAAGGAGGCAACGGUGGUGUUAAAGGAGGAGCCAGAGCAAGCGAUGGAGCCAGCGACAGCAAAGAAGGAGCCGGUGGCGGCAACGGCAAAGGAGGAGCCGGAGGAGGAGCCGGCGACGGCAAAGGAACCGGAGGAGGAGCCUGCGGCGGCAAAGGAGGAGCCGGUAAAGAAGGAGCCGGCGAUGGAAAAGGAGGCGACGGCGGCGUUAAAGGAGGAGCCGGCAGCGGCAAAGGAGGAGCCAGACCCAGCGACGGAGCCAGCGACAGCAAAGGAGGAGCCGGCGACGGCAAAGGAGGAACCGGAGGAAGAGCCGGCGACAGCAAAGAAAGAGCCGGAGGAGGAGAUGGCGACGGCAAAGGAGGAGCCGGUAAAGGAGGAGCCGGUGGCGGAAAAGGAGGAGCCGGCGAUGGCAAAGGUGGAGCCGGUGAUGGGAAAGGAGGAGCCGGAGAUGGCAAAGGAGGAGGCGGCGACAAAAAAGGUGGCGAUGGAAAAGGAUGCGACGGGAAAGGAGGCAACAGCGAUGUUAAAGGAGGAGCCGGGGGUGGCAAAGGAGAAGCCAGAGCAAGCGAUGGAGCCAGCGACAGCAAAGAAGGAGCUGGCGGCAGCAACGGCAAAGGAGGAGCCGGAGGAGGAGCCGGCGACGGCAAAGGAGCCGGAGGAGGAGCCGGCGACGUCAAAGGAGGAGCCGGUAAAGGAGGAGCCGGCGACGGAAAAGGAGGCGACGGCGGCGUUAAAGUAGGAGCCGGCAGCGGCAAAGGAGGAGCCGGUAAAGGAGGAGCCGUCGACGGAAAAAGAGGCGACGGCGGCGUUACAAUAGGAGCCGGCAGCGGCAAAGGAGGAGCCAGAGCCAGCGACAGCAAAGGAGGAGCCGGCGAUGGCAAAGGAGGAACCGGAGGAAGAGCCGGCGAUGGCAAAGGAGGAGCCGGCGGAGGAGGAGCCGGCGACGGCAAAGGAGGAGCUGGCAGAGGAGAUGCCGGAAAAGAAGCCGGUGGUAACAACGGCAAAGGAACAGCCGGCGGAGUUGACGGCAAAGGAGGCAACAGCAAAGAAGGAGCCGGCGACAGCAAAGGAGGAGCCGGUAAAGGAGGAGCCGGCGACAGAAAAGGAGGCGACGGCGGUGUUAAAGGAGGAGCCGGCAGCAGCAAAGGAGGAGCGAGAGCCAGCGAUGGAGCCAGCGACAGCAAAGGAGGAGCCGGCGACGGCAAAGGAGGAACCGGAGGAAGAGCAGGCGACGGCAAAGGAGGAGCCGGCGGAGGAGGAGCCGGCGACGGCAAAGGAGGAGCUGGCGGAGGAGGAGCCGGAAAAGGAGCCGGCAGCGGCAAAGGAGGAGCCGGUGGCGGCAAAGGAGGAGCCAGAGCCAGCGAUGGAGCCAGCGACAGCAAAGAAGGCGGAGGCAAAGGAGGAUCCGACGGCGGCAAAGGAGGAGCCGGCGGCGGCAUUGGAGGAGCCGGAGAUGUAGCCGGCGACGGCAAAGGAGGAGCCGGUAAAAAAGGAGCCAGAAAAGGAGCUGGCAGUGGCAAAGGAUGCGACGGACCUGGCGAUGGCAAAGGAGGAGCCGGUGGAGGAGGAGCUGGAAAAGGAGCCGGAGGUGGCAAAGGAGGAGCCGGCUGUGGCAAAGGAGGGAUACAGACCUCCUGACCUCAGGAAACAUUUCAAAGGGAGAGAUACAGAAUCCUUGGUAAACUCAGACAACUGGGUGGUGGACAUUUCAUCAGUCCUGAAAAAAAUGAACAUGUACUUUGUUUUCACUAUGCUGUAUCCAAUUUUUUUUAAUCUUAGUCGAGUUUACAGCAUUUUGGGCAGGAAGCCUUGAUAAAACCAUGCGUAUCCAGAAUUAUACUUCAGACACAUCAGAUGAUACUGUUUCCCAGUAAGCAGAAUAGACACCUUCUAAAGUAAACAAUCCCAGAGCCACUUUCUGGUAACCUUAUCAUUUUGACCUGUUGCAUUGAUUUAAUGAACAUAUAAAACCUGUUGUUUAACAAAUCUAGGACCCUCAAAAAGUUGGUGCCGUCUUAUCAGCUUAAUAUUCGAUACUAAAACAUUUACUUCAAUCUCAGACUCUGUUCCACGUUCCAUUAUCGUUUUAGAUGACAUUACCUUCUUGCUUAAAUCACUGGUGUUACGCAAACUAUGAAAUUGAGUAAUAAUAAUUAGAAAUUGUCAAAAACAUUUCCCAUUCAACUAUUCAUACCUCUUCUCCAAAUAUCCCGCAUGUAUCCCUUACAGCCCGCUCGAGCCCAGCGCACCACUCUCUUUCACCUUUCAACUAAAACAUAGAAUUAUUAAUGUAUUCAAACCACUAAUAACAUUACCAUCCACAUACUGAAAACAAUCAUUCAACUGGAAGUUAUCAAUUGUGAUCAUGUUCACAGUUCUGUCAUAAUUGCCGAUCACCUGUUUUUAGAAUGCAAUUAGAUUUAGGUAACAAUCCGUCAGAUUAGGCUACAUGUAACAAAACAAACACUGGCUGUUGACAAGCAUAUAUUCAGUUCAUAUCCAAAUGAUUCAUAUUUGAUUCAGUUAUUGAAAUCACGACUGUCACGGCAGAUUUCCUCCUCUUCGUCUGAAGAGGAGUAAGGAUCGGACCAAGUGCGGCGUGGUAA
Oncorhynchus mykiss (rainbow trout) is the source of this 4740-nucleotide messenger RNA. The record is from RefSeq and is a predicted model, not a curated record. Lineage: Eukaryota; Metazoa; Chordata; Actinopteri; Salmoniformes; Salmonidae.